Molecule: messenger RNA, 1659 nt
Organism: Lachancea fermentati
Lineage: Eukaryota; Fungi; Ascomycota; Saccharomycetes; Saccharomycetales; Saccharomycetaceae
Source: the annotation of a GenBank genome assembly
AUGUUUUUGUUCGUGCACUUUACAAAAGUCAUGAUUAACGGUGGUCAUCUGAACCUUGGAAAUAUUCCCAUCAUGUUGCAGCUGACUGCCUCGUUUAAACCCAAAGACUGUGUCAAGACCCCCAUCAAGGUCAUCUUCAAACCUAUGUCGACUAUUGAAACACAGGUAGUGAUUGUAGGUGCGGGCAUCUCAGGGUUAAAAGCUGCCUCUGACCUACAUAAAGGAGGAUGUAACUCUUGUGUGGUGCUUGAGGGCCGCGAUAGGAUUGGUGGAAGAUUACACACUGUGGAAGGAUACCAGGGUCGCAAGUACGAUAUGGGUGCUAGUUGGCAUCAUGAUACUUUAGUUAAUGGGCUUUUUGAAGAGGAACUUGGUUUGCCUUUGGAGCAAAGGGCAGGCUUUGUCUUUGAUGACGAUGAGAUGAUAAUGUUUGAUAAAGAUCAUAAGCGGUUGGACAUGGAUCCAAAUAUGGUGUUGGAAAUUCUACAAGGUGAGCUUUUGAAAUUCAUAGAAUUACAAUUCUUUGAAAGCCUGGAAGUCAAGGACCGCUCUUACUAUGAAAUGAUUGUUAAGUACCUUUACCAAAGAAGAGACUUACUCACAGACGACCAGAUAAAAUACUUGCCUCAAGUGUGUCGCUAUUUGGAGCUGUGGCAUGGAUGUGAUUGGAAAACCCUUAGCUCGAAAUUUCUAGAGAUUGCACACCAGGGAAGAAAUGCAAUGGUUUUACAUUACAGUACCAUCGUCAAACGAGUUGCAUCCACCAUUCCAGAAGAAUGGAUUCAAUUGAAGUCUGAAGUCACUGAAAUCAAACGAUGCCAGAACAAGGUUCAUGUCAAGACCAAUAAAAAUAAGAUAUAUAUCUGCGAUUAUGUGGUUGUGACUGUACCACAAAGUGUCAUCGAGCUUUCUUUACACCCUGAAUAUCGCAGGGGACGUAUUGAAUUUAUUCCUCCUUUGGGUCCAGAAAUUAGAAACGCUUUUACCAAGACUCACUAUAGCGCUUUAGGUAAAGUCGUAUUUGAGUUUGAGAAUUGCUGUUGGUCCAAAGAGCGUGCGAGGAUUUUAUCUCUUGGUAAAUCUUCUACUGAUUUUACUAAUGAUGUUAGAAAUGCUCAAAGCUAUGAAAGCUUAUUAGCAACCCUACAAAAUAAAACACAAUAUCAUUUGGAAAAUGGGCAAUUAUGGGAAUUUCCGUUGUAUUUCGUUAAUUUAGCUAAAACCACCGGCGUUCCUAGCUUCGUGAUGUUGAUGCAAGAACCCCUCACAAGUUAUGUUGAAUCUUUGCAGGAUAAGAAUAAGGCAUAUCAAUUUUUUCAACCUAUUUUGGAGGGCUUACUGAAAACCUUGGGAAACUCAAAUCCUAUUUGCGUGGAUUUUGAUAAUAAAAAUGCCACUUCUGAUCAGGACAUUCCUGUUUUAAAGAAUUUGAUUACUACGAAUUGGACACGGGAGGAAUUCUCUUUGGGAGCAUACUCUGCGUGUUUCCCGGGUGACGACCCAAUGGAUUUGAUUAUUGCCCUGACACAUAACGAAAAUUCAAGGAUUCGCUAUGCAGGCGAACAUACUAUCAUGGAUGGAGCAGGAUGCGUGUAUGGCGCAUGGGAAAGUGGCAAACGUGAAGCUGCUUUAAUCUUGAAAAAUUUACAAGGGCUGUAG